UUGCCUAUUCCCUUUCGGCGCCAAGACAAAUGCAAACCCGAUGAAGAUCAGAUUUUUAAAAGACAGCGAGAGCGCAUCGCAAUUCUCCCGCCUCUUGGCGCUCUGCUACUUCCUCUUGAGGAAUCCCAGAUCAUAUUCAGAAAGGACUCCACAUCUCGCUGUGAUCUGAUCCGGUGAAGAUCUUGAGCUCCCGAAGGAGGAUGAAGAGAAAGAAGGACUCUCCAGAUGCAGCGACGACGUCCGCUUGUGUCGAUGACGGCGAUUCGUUGUCGGGGGCCGAAUUCGAGGUGUCCUUGAGUUUCAGAGGCCCCGACACCCACCUCAACUUCACCGAUUGUCUCUACCACUCCCUGGUCGGAGGUGGGAUUCGCAUCUUCAGAGAUGACGAAGAGAUCCGAAAGGGCGAAAAGAUUGGAGGCGAGCUUCUGCGUGCCAUCGAAUCCUCCAAAAUAUAUGUGCCCAUCUUCUCUAGGAACUAUGCAUCUAGUGUGUGGUGUCUUCGUGAGCUCACCCACAUGGUGGAGUGCUCGAGCAAAGCAAAUGACAAAGUGAUCCUACCCAUUUUUUGUGAUGUGAAUCCCCACGAUGUGAAACUCAAAACUCGAUUGUACCUCGACGCUCUGGAGAAGCAUGAGGAGAAGUUCAAGUGUGAUGAAGUUCUACAAUGGAAAGAGGCUCUGACCGAGGUCGCAAGAAUCAGGGGAUGGGGCACGAAGGACAAAGGCCAUGGUGAAAUCAUCAAAACUAUUGUUGAUGAGAUUUUGACCAAGCUGAUGAAAAGAAGCAGAAAUCUACCUGAUCAUUUAGUCGGGAUCCAUGAUCGUGUUGAAGCUAUCAUGGACAUGUUAAACGAAGGUUCUCGUGAUGUUCGCUACCUGAUCAUCCAUGGAAUGGGUGGUAUCGGUAAGACAACCCUCGCAAGUGCUGUCUUUAAUCAAAUCUCCAAUCAAUUUCAAGGUUGUAGCUUCCUUUCGGACAUUCGCGAAUCUGCGCAACAUGGUAGAAUUAUUGACUUACAAAAACAGUUGUUAUCAGAAAUUCUCCAAGUCAGAUCUCUAGAGAUCCACAAUUAUGUUGAUGUAGGGAUUAAAAUAAUAAGAGAAAGGUUUCGUGAUAAGAAAGUUCUUCUUGUUCUUGAUGACGUGGAUAAGUGGGAUCAACUCUCUAAACUAGCAGGAAAGAGCGAUUGGUUUGGUCCAGGAAGCAAAAUCAUCAUUACAACAAGGGACAUCAACUUUUUGCCAAUCAAAGAGGAGGAUGAAGAGAAUAGUUUCCAAGCACAUUCUGAAGAGUUUAAAAUCUAUGAAAUGACAGAAAUGGAUUCAUUCCAUGCUCUUCAGUUUUUUAGCAAACAUGCCUUCAGGAAGGAUUUGCCACCACAUGACUUUGAUGAUAUCUCACACAAAAUUAUUAUAAAGACAGGUGGACUUCCAUUAGCUCUCGAGGUUAUUGGUUCCUCACUUUGCUGCAAAAGCAAAAACUUUUGGAUAGACACAUUGAAGAAGUUAGAUUCUGUGCCGAAGCAAGAAGUCUUCAAUAAAUUAAAGAUUAGUUAUGACAUGUUAGAGCAUCGUCAAAGAGAGAUCUUUCUUGAUAUCGCAUGUUUCUUCAUUGGAAGAGAAAGACUCGACCCAUACUAUAUGUGGAAAGCUUCCAACUAUUUCCCAAAAAGUGAACUACUUGUCCUCACUCGUAUGUCUUUGAUAAAGAUAGUAGAAGAUGAUAGACUAUGGAUGCAUGAUCAACUUAGAGAUCUUGGAAGAGAAAUUGUUCAGCGCGAAGACGUCAAUUUUCCAGGGAAGCGUAGCAGGUUGUGGGAGUCCAAGAUUGCCUUUGACGUGGUUCGGAUGAAAGAGGGGACAGACAAAAUCGUAGCACUCAGAUUAACAAGACUCUACGAAGAGUACAGUUUUACAAGUGAAGACUUUUCAAAGCUGCCCAAUCUAAGAUACUUGGAAUUGGAGGGCGGGAACUUGGUAGGGAACUUUAAGAAUCUUCUCUCCAAGUUAACAUGGCUCUCUUGGUAUCGUUGCCCUUCGGAAUUAAAUGCGACGAAUUUGUUUCUCGAGAAGUUAACCGUGCUCAAGCUUUGUAAUAGUGACAUUACUGAAGAUUGGGCCGGAUGGGCGUCAUGCCUGGUGAGCAAGAACUUGAAAGUCAUAGAGAUCCGUUUUUGCCAGAGCUUAAAAAGGACUCCCGACUUUUCGAAAUGCUCGAAUUUGAAGAGAUUGGUUAUUAAUGAGUGUACAAACUUGCUCGUGGUUGAUGGCUCUCUCUCUAACCUAGAGAACCUGAAGCUCUUGCAAAUCAUCUCUUAUGAUACCCCAAAGAGGGAUGGUUGCGACCUUUUUUCAGUACCUUCUGUAUUAGGCAGUCUAAAAUCCUUGUCAAUGCUAGAAAUAAGGGGGAUGCAUGUUCGAGAACUUCAUCAUUCCAUUGGAGAGAUGACGUGUCUAGAAUAUUUGUCUUUAGAUACUUGUUCUUUGCUUAGAACACUUCCAGACUCCAUCGGAGAUCUUAAAAUGUUGAGGACGAUGAGCCUUUCUGAAACUCCGAUAAAGAAGCUACCAAACCCAAUAGGAGGAUUAGAGUCUUUGCUUGAGCUAUAUUUGAGUGGAACAAAAAUCAGAAAAUUACCUGCUACCAUUGGGAAUCUUAAAAAGUUGAGGAAGAUGAGUAUUUGUGAGGCUCCUAUAAAGAAGCUACCGAACCAAAUAGGAGGGCUGGAGUCUUUGCUUGAGCUGGAUUUGAGCAGAACUUGUAUCACAGAAUUACCUGCUUCUAUUGGAAACCUCAAACUGUUGGAGAUUUUAUGUCUAGACUUUAGUGCGAUUAGAGAGCUACCAAAGGCUACAUGGAUGCUAGAGAAUCUUAAAGUUUUGCAUGCGAGUUUCUGUGAAAAUCUAAAGGGAGAAAUUCCACAUGAAAUAGGGGGUCUAUCCUUUUUACUGAAGCUAAAGCUAACAAGGAGCAAGAUUAGGAGAUUGCCCACAACUAUGAAUAAGCUUUCUCAUCUCCAACAACUUCAUUUGGGUCAGUGUGAUGAACUCGAACAGUUGCCAGAGCUCCCUGUGAAUUUGAAGGAGUUAAACUUCUCAUCUCAUUUAUUGUGGACAGCCCUUGACCUCUCAUACCUAACUAACUUAGUUGAUCUUCAUAUACGGGGUGGCACUCCUAGGUUGUCAGAAUUCAAACAAGAAGCUCCAAAUAUAGAGUGGAUCGAAAGAUUAUCUUGUCUUGAGAGGUUGACACUUGUCGUUAGAGAUGUCACAUUUCCUCCGAUUAAUUUGGCUACUCUUUCUUUGCUUCAAAUUCUUGAGAUAACUUGUGUUGACCCGCGAUCUCUGGUGGGGAUUCCAUCCGGUCUUAAAGGAUUGACUCUACAUGAUGUGAAGUCACCCAUGGAAAAGUCACUCUUUUUAAACUUGACAAAUCUGUCUAGUUUGUGCCUUCAUAAUUGUCGGCUGAGGGAAGUCAAAUUGGAUGAUGUGCUUGGACAGCAACCGGAGAAACUCCGUCGUUUGGAUUUGACGGAAAACGCAAUGCUUGAGAGGCUUGUAAUUUCGAGAUUAGAGGGGCUCCAAGAGUUGAGUGUGACUAAUUGCCCUGGGCUAAAGGAGACUCAAGGUCUGGAGAAAUUGAAAUCAUUAGAGGUGUUGCAUAUUCGCGGGUGCAGUUCCUUAGAAUGGUUGCCUAAUUCAUCACAAUUUGAGAAGCUGCAGAGAUUGGAGUGCCCACGUUGUCCACCGGAAAAGAUGCCCGAUCUACAUUUUCCAGACCCGUAUGAAUUGUUCAUUGGAGGACGCCGUAUUUCAUACACCUUCUCUGGCCUUUGCAAAGUUCAACUCUGUCAUAAGCAUUUGUGCGAUGAGUCGGCCUUAGAUUAGUGGUUUGCUCCUAUUUUUGAAUGUAAAUCAAUGCAGAAUGGAAGUUCUAACCGUGGCGGCGGAGCACUGAGUCAAUUCAUGAGUGACAAUUGCAACGUUUCAUGCAAGCAUCAAACGAGCAACCCUCUAUACCUUGUGGACCCCAAGAAAUCCUGCUAGGAGAUUCUUUCGCUCUUCAACAUUGAGGGUUGAUGAUUGUGGGUUUUUUGAAUGGAUCGAUCCUGAUCUGACAAUGCAAGAGAAAUAAGUGAUUUGCCAAUUGAUGAAUAAUAAUGAGACAUUGAAGGAAAGGCUGCAAAAUGUGGAGAGUCAAUUGAACAAUGACUUCCAGAAUGAAAUUAUGAGAAUGCAAGCGAAGAAGAAGACAUACUUUAGUUAUACUUGUCUUGAUUGGAGCUUUGAUUGUGUGAAUGAUGAGUAAGGUUGAUAGGAGGGUGCAACAUUGCUUGCCGUAGAGCUUUAUUUUCUGAGAUUUUUUUUUUGCAGCUGUUGGUUCACUUGAACCGUAUUGGUCAGCCAUUGUAGAGCUGGCGUUGUGGAGAGGGAAAGAUGGGCUGUUUUUGUAAAUGUUACAUAGGCAGUACAAAUUGUUUAGUUCGUGCUGCUGGGAACAUGCUCCGCACCGCAUUGUCA
Syzygium oleosum is the source of this 4520-nucleotide messenger RNA. RefSeq names its product disease resistance protein RUN1-like. The transcript has 5 exons. Gene Ontology annotation, molecular function: ADP binding. Gene Ontology annotation, biological process: defense response; signal transduction. Lineage: Eukaryota; Viridiplantae; Streptophyta; Magnoliopsida; Myrtales; Myrtaceae. Bases 201 to 3887 code for a protein of 1228 amino acids. The record is from RefSeq and is a predicted model, not a curated record.